Symbiodinium sp. CCMP2456 is the source of this 1244-nucleotide messenger RNA. NCBI's taxonomy places the organism in Eukaryota, Dinophyceae, Suessiales, Symbiodiniaceae. The record is from the annotation of a GenBank genome assembly.
GUCAGCGGCGUCCGCUCAAACACGGAUGAGAUGAACGGGUUGCAUGGGACCUCGGGUCCAGGCCGGGCCAGCAUCGCUUUGGCUGACUUCACGCCCUUCCAGAAUCAGUUGUCGCAACGGCAGAAUUCUGGAGAGUCAGCGAAGAACUAUUUGGGCCUGGGCUCCAUUGCCAUGGGCCCGAUAAGGAAGCCACGACUUUUCACGACCUUUGAGCAGAAGGAAACUGAAAGGAGAGAGGAAGCUGCCAGCGCGGAGUGGCGUCGAGUCACCGGCGUGCAGCAGCAACCGGUGGAGGAGACGCUGUCCUUCUCACAGCGCAUCGUCCGGCACCCGUACUUUGACAUCUUCUUUGCGGCCGUGGUCAUCACAAACUCCCUCUUCAUCGGCUUCGAGGUGUCGAUGACCGAUCCCGCCAAUGACACGCUGCUUACGCGGCCGCUGUGGAUCCAAACGAUUCAAUAUAUUUACACUGCUCUGUUCACAGGCGAGCUGAUCCUUCGAAUUUGGGCUGGUGGAAGACACUUCUUCUGCUCGAAAGAGUGGCCCUGGGCGGUUCUGGAUGCGUUCAUUGUGGCGAGCUCCCUGUGGGAGGUGCUGAUCGAUAUCCUUUAUGCUGCUUACGAAGCUGCUGGUGACCUGGAAAGCCUGGACGGCUUGACGGGGUUCAAGGCCUUCCGGAUCAUCCGAAUCACGCGAAUCCUCAAGACGGCUCGACUGAUGAGGAUCUUCCGAUUUGUUCUGGCACUGCGGACCUUGAUCACAUCAAUCACUCACACGCUCAAGUCUCUCAUUUGGGCGCUGAUCCUACUGGCGUUGAUCAUGUACAUCUUCGCGCUCAUGUUCGUGCAAGCUGUGCAGGGCUACCUUGCAGAUCCCGAGAGCGCACCUAUGUCGGAUGCCGACGAAUAUCGUGCCAAGUCAUACUUCGGCUCGCUCAUCGAGACCAUGCUCAGUUUGUUCAUGUCCAUCUCUGAUGGCGUGAGUUGGGAGAAUGUGAUCUCACCCCUUCUCCACAUCUCGCCGGUCUGGGGGAUCCUCUACACCUUCUAUGUCUCGUUCAUCUACUUCGCAGUCCUGAAUGUCUUGACCGCGGUUUUCUGCCAGACGGCCAUCGAAAGUGCGCAGAACGAUCAUGCCACAGCGAUCCAUUCCAUCAUGGCCCACAAGGAGUCGCACCUGGAAAAGAUUCGCAUCCUCUUCUCCGAGCUCGGAGACGAGAGAAAUGACGUUAUCACCUACGCCAU